AUGUUGCGAUUUUACAAACGAUCUCUGUGUUUGGGUGUGACCCUGGUGCCAUUGGUCGUCCUUUGUUCCAUAUUUGCCUUUCUGAAGAAGUCAGAUCUUCACGAAGGUUUAAGCGCAUUCAUGGUUGGACCCAAUAAGCUGCUCAAUUUCUCUGAAGAUAUGUCCGAGAAUACACAUCUUUUCGAAAAUACUUGCAGGUAUGUGUGGGCGGAAGACGAAGAGCCAUCAAUGAAGGGUGUGACCCUGGUGCCACUGGCCGUCUUUUGUUCCAUACUUGUCUUAGUGAAGAAGUCAGAUCAACUUCAUGAGGGUUUAAGUGCAUUCAUGGUUGAACCCAAUAAGCUGCUCAAUGCCUCUGAAGAUAUGUCCGAGACCACACAUCUUUUCGAGAAUACUUGCAGAUAUGUGUGGGUGGAAGAUGAAGAGCCAUCAAUGAAGGUAAGGGUAACAAGUUGAUC
Messenger RNA from Strongylus vulgaris, 458 nucleotides. Lineage: Eukaryota; Metazoa; Nematoda; Chromadorea; Rhabditida; Strongylidae. The record is from the annotation of a GenBank genome assembly.